Molecule: messenger RNA, 2435 nt
Organism: Saccostrea cuccullata (small rock oyster)
Lineage: Eukaryota; Metazoa; Mollusca; Bivalvia; Ostreida; Ostreidae
Product: glycosylphosphatidylinositol anchor attachment 1 protein-like
Exons: 13
Coding region: 76-2076 (666 amino acids)
Biological process (GO): attachment of GPI anchor to protein
Cellular component (GO): membrane; GPI-anchor transamidase complex
Source: RefSeq, a predicted model, not a curated record
UUAUAUUACAGUGCACUAUCGAUCUGGAAAACAGUUUCAGUCUCUUAUUCAUCAAAAGCUUCAAAAAAGAACAUCAUGGGUUUGCUGACUGACCCUAAACGUCAGAAGAAGAUUGUGGACGUUAUCUCCAAGUACAACAACAUACUGUGUGUGCUGUGCUAUGUGGCUGGAGUUGCUGGGUUUCUGGCAUUGGCUUACCAGCCAUUCAAUGGAGCAACAUACUUCUCUGAAAAUGCUUUGUUACCUGGAUUGGUUACAACUGAAUUCUAUGCAGAGAUGAACUUGAAUGCUCUAGCAUCUGAGCUUAAAGAAGAGUUUAACAAGGACAAGAGGAAAGUUCCCAGAGAAUGGAUUUACAAUCACUUCAGAGAAAUAGGAUUAGACACUUAUAUACAGAAUUACUCUAUAAAAUAUCCACUGGACAUUGCAAAAGGACAGAACAUUCCGGGUCAGAAUGUCUAUGGAAUCUUGCGAGCUAAGCGAGCGGCCAGCACAGAAGCCAUUGUCAUGUCUACCCCAAUGCGUCCCAAAGAUUCCGACCUCUCCUCCACCACGGGAGGGAUUGUACUGAUGAUGGCCAUGGCUCAGUACUUCAGAAGACAAACAUACUGGUCCAAGGACAUCAUUUUCCUGGUAUCUGACCAUGAGCAGAUAGGAUUGCAGGCUUGGCUGGAUGGCUAUCAUGACAUUAAGGCUGAUUAUAUAGUACCAAGUGAUGUGAUGGGGAGGAGUGGAGCUAUCCAAGCUGCCAUUAACCUGGAAAUUCCAGAUGGGAAUAUCCGCUAUUUUGAUGUCAAGAUUGAGGGCAUGAAUGGUCAGCUACCAAAUCUUGAUCUGUUUAAUCUUGUUGUAAGAAUCUGCAACCAGGAAGGAGUAGAUGUUACAUUUCACAGAAAUAAUGACCCAAUGGAUCCACAGACUCUGGAAGGUUACAUGCAGAGUGUGAAGACCAUGCUAGAGAUGAUGUGGUCCCAGGCAGCUGGCACCCCGUCAGGCAAUCAUGGACUCUUCCAUAAAUACCACAUAGAGGCUGUGACCUUGCAAGGAAUCAGGAGGAAGAACAGUAACUUUGCUUAUCCCCUGGAGAGAACAGGAAGAAUUCUGGAGGGAAUAUUUAGAAGUUUAAACAAUCUUUUAGAAAGAUUUCACCAAUCAUUCUUCUUCUACAUUCUCCCUGGCACCAGAAACUAUGUCUCUAUUGGAAUGUACAUGCCACCAUUUGGUUUGAUAUGUGCAGCAGGUCUAAUUCAAGCCAUUGCUAUUUGGGUGACACUAAAGAAGGACAAGGAAUCUGAAGAAGAAGAAAAGAAGUCUGAGGAAGAGAAGAAGGAGGAAGAGGAAGAAGAGAGUGACCAGGCAGAGAGAGAGGCGAAGGCACUGGAGAAGGAGGUGGAGGAACUGAGGAAGACAGUGAUGGAUGAGGCUGUAGAGGAGGAGGCCUCAUCUGAGGGAUUGAUCUCUAUCAUGCCUGUAAUAUUGAUCAGUGUGAUGAUGGGGGUGUUCUCUUACACUGGACCCGACCUUAUCACCAUGUCAGCCCCACCCUUCAGAAUCAAAAUGGAGGACAACAUCAGCUUUGGACUUAUGGCUCUGUACACAGCUUCUCUGAUGGUCCCUAGACUUAUAAGCAGGAAGCAGCCAGGAGCCAGUAAGAAGCUGAUUUUUGAUUGGAGGUUACUGAAGUGUGUCACUCUGCUCUUCCAAUCACUGGUUCUGUUCUCUAUUUCUUUGAUGAACAUUUCCCUGGCCUUCUUUCUAGCUGUUGUCCUUGUUCCCAUCACAGUUAUGGCUCAGCCAACAAAAAUCAGUCUACUGCGUUGGCUGCAGAAAGCUUUGCUUUUCUUAGUGUCCCCAGCUGUGUUACUAUUUAUAGCCUCAGUGAUAACAAGUUAUGGAGAAAAACACAAAGACUUCCUAGACUUACUGGGCAAUUCCUGGAGUUUCAUGAAGACCAACAUAUUUCUCACAAUCAUCGACAAAUAUUUCUUCGGCAGCUGGAUGUUUGGUUUAUUUUCUUUCCUUAUGUUACCUAACUGGCUGAUGUUCUGGUGUAUAGUACACUGUAGUCUAGACUAAGAAAAAAGGUGAUCUCAAUUUGCUAUUUUUUUUUUGAAAUUGUGUGUUUGUACAUUCCCACCUUGAUAAUGAAGAUAAUUAAUUGUGUAUGAGGAAAGUAAAGUCAUGUGUAGUUGUAGUUUUUGUCCAAGACAGUUACAUGUGUAUAAAGAUGUUUAUGGACUUCUUUGAAAGUCGGAUGCAAAAUAUUUUCUUAGUAAGAGUGCUUUGAAUAGUUUUCUUAUUGUAAAAAUGGAAGAAGAGAGUGCUGUUUUUACAUAUGUUUAUAAUUUUUUGUGACAAAGAAUAUUGUCAUGAUUUUGUGUUAUUACGUAAUUGUUAGUCAGUUUGCAAGCAAUAUAUGUAUCUGAUAAAAAGAU